AUGGAAUUCCAAUGGGAGAAUCAAGCUCGAAGAUUACAAGAAACUGAUGCGCAGCCCAUUCAAGCUGCAUCUCUGAAGGUGGUCUCUAAAGAGUUGAGACAAGGGAGUUCCAUAUUUGCAAUUUGUCUGCAGUCACUCGAAGAAGUACCACGGAAAGAUGUUCAACCGGAUAUGCAGCUCGUAUUGGAGGCUUAUGCUGACAUUUUUCAAGAACCAACGCAGUUACCACCAAAGAGGGAGGUUGACCACUGCAUCCCUCUUAUAGAAGGUCUUACAGGCUACUACCGAAAAUUUGUUCGUAAUUAUGGGAUAUUGGCGCGACCACUCACUAAUCUGUUGAAGAAGGGGCAGUUCGGGUGGACAGAUGAAGCUGAGACAGCAUUCACUUUCCUCAAACAGGUUAUAACUUCUACUCCUACUCUUGCUAUGCCUAACUUUAAUGAGCCAUUUGUUAUUGAAUCUAAUGCUUCAGGAGAGGGAAUUGGCGCGGUUCUAACUCAACAAGACAAAUUAACGGCUCUUCCCGCUUUACUUGGAAUUAGGGUCUCCGGGGAGAGAAUUAGGGAUUUGAGAUGGAAUCAGGGUCUUGGGAUAGACAGAGGGGGGAAGAGGGCUAGGGUUUCGGAGAUUGGAGCUCUCUCGAGGCUAAUGGCGGCGAAGAGCAGGCAGGAGCUUGGGAUUGAAGGCCAAAGGCACCUGGAGGAGACCAUCAACGCGGCGUUCCAGAUCCUCUCCUCCAUGAACGACGAGCUCUGCAACCCCGCCCUUUGGUCCACAUCCCCCGCGGCCGCCCACCCGCCGGCCAGCGGCGACGGCUCCUCCGACUCCUCCUCCCACCACUCGGAGGUCUCCACCGGCGGAGGAGGUGGAGGCGGCGGGGGAGCGCUCGAUGAGGCCCGCCUCCGCUACAAAUCCGCCAUCGCGAACCUGCGUGCUGUCAUUGCCGCCAUUCCCAGCUCUCCCCAGGAGACAGGUGCAUUGGAAGCCAAAGCAGAUCCGGCUGAAAUACAAAGAUUAGAAGAGCGUGUUUCAGAUCUAAGAAAGGAGCUUGAAAACAAGAACAAGUACCUUAAGCAUCUUAUUGAUCAACUUCGAAGUCUGAUUACUGACAUAUCAAUGUGGCAAAGCCCCUGUUCAGCAUGAAACUUGAGCCAGAUAAUUAGCUGUUUACUUCAGUCUCUUUUUUCCCCCACUUAUUUUGUAUACAACUUUUAGAAAUACAGCUAAUGUAUUUUAUUUUUAUGUUGAAACUAUGUGAAUUUUUUACGUUGCAUCUAUUUACAAUUGGACAAGGAAGAAAAGAAAAGGAAUAAUAUUUCUUAGGUAUUGCGUCUA
Phoenix dactylifera (date palm) is the source of this 1335-nucleotide messenger RNA. The record is from RefSeq and is a predicted model, not a curated record. Lineage: Eukaryota; Viridiplantae; Streptophyta; Magnoliopsida; Arecales; Arecaceae.